Molecule: messenger RNA, 5075 nt
Organism: Macadamia integrifolia
Lineage: Eukaryota; Viridiplantae; Streptophyta; Magnoliopsida; Proteales; Proteaceae
Product: L-type lectin-domain containing receptor kinase IX.1-like
Exons: 2
Coding region: 337-2433 (698 amino acids)
Biological process (GO): protein phosphorylation
Cellular component (GO): plasma membrane
Molecular function (GO): protein kinase activity; carbohydrate binding; ATP binding
Source: RefSeq, a predicted model, not a curated record
UAAACACUCAGCAAAUACUUUUUCGUUUGUUCUUAUUGGCUUUCAUGCAUUUGUUGGAAUCGGAUUUCCCCCACAAAAAACACCUAAAAUCCCCCAGGAUGUAUGUUGUGCCCCCCAACUCCAUUUCACACUGACACUCACACUCACACUCACACCAAUCCAGUAGAUUCUUCCAUGUUUGGUGGAAGAUAAUGGGAAUAGAGAAACUUCUUCUCACUUCCACUCCUCCGUGACUCUCCCUCUCCACCCCUCUGUUUCUCUCACUCCCUCCCAUCCUCUCUUCUGUUCUAAAAUUCUCUCGUCACUCACUUUUCUUUCAAGACUUCAACCAAAAUCAUGGCUAAUAUCUCAUCAGUGAGUUGGCAUUUCCAAUUUCCAAAGCUUAAUUUCAUUCUCUUUCAGAUCUCAUUAUAUUUCUUGCUUCUAGUCCCUCCUCCUGCAAUUUCAUUGAGUUUCAACUUUCCCAGUUUCAAUUACUCGUUAUUGGAAACUCCGAUCAUCGUACCCCAGUUAGAUGCAGAACUCUCUGGUACAAUCAUCGACCUCACAAGAAAUAACCUUAACCAAUCUAGUCCUUAUAGUCACGGUGGAGUGUUGUAUAAUGCUCCAGUUCCUCUCUGGGACAAGAAGAAGAAAACCCUAGCGAACUUCACCACUCAUUUCUCCUUCACCAUAAGCGAAUCCGAUUACGACAAAGGUGGAGAUGGGCUUACUUUUUUCCUUGCUCCUUAUGGUUUUCAAAUGGGAGGUAAUUUUAAUGGUGGUGGUCUUGGUCUUUUCUAUAACCUACCAGUAAACAAUACCGCAACCAAUAGGCAUAUAGUUGCAGUUGAGUUUGAUACAUAUCAGAAUUAUUGGGACCCAGAUAGCAAUCACAUAGGUAUCGACAUCUAUUCUAUCGUAUCUGUUCAAAAUACCUCAUGUGAUGCGAUUCUUUGGAAUAAGAUGACAGUAAAUGCUGAGCCAUGGGAGGCUACGGUUGAUUAUGAUUCAAGUUCUUAUAACUUGAGUGUUAUAUUGAGUUGUUCUAAUAAAUCUGUUUCUCCAGAGAUCUGUGGCCUUAACUAUGUUGUUAAUCUGAGCGAGUAUCUUCCAGAAGAGGUCACUUCAACCACUGAAGAUGUCAAUGGGGUAUAUCAGCUCAACUCCUGGGACUUCAGUUCAAGUUUGGAAAUGGAAAAUUCAGCACCAGCUCCAGCUCCAGCACCUGCACGAGCACCAGCACCAGUUCAAGGGCAAGUGGGAGUGUCCACCCAAGCAUCCAAAAGGGGGGGCGGAUCAAUAAAAAAGAAGAUAGGAAUGGCAGUGGGCGGAGCUUCCAUGAUUACUGUUUUGGGUUCGUUUUUGCUUUUGUUUUUCAGGCGAAGGAAUAAUCUUAGUGACGCAGAUGAUGAUGUGGUCUUAGAUGUGCCCACUGGGCCAAGGGAGUUCUCGUAUGCUGAAUUGGCUGGAGCAACUAGCAACUUCGAUGACAAACAAAAGCUAGGAGAGGGAGGAUUUGGAGGCGUUUAUAAAGGCUUCUUGAGUGAUCUCAAAAUGGAUGUUGCUGUGAAAAGGAUCUCUAAAGGGUCUAGACAAGGAAUAAAGGAGUAUUCAUCGGAGGUGAAGAUCAUUAGUCGAUUGCGGCAUAGGAACCUCGUGCACCUUGUUAGUUGGUGCCACCAACGGAAAGAGCUACUUCUUGUGUAUGAGUUCAUGUCCAAUGGAAGCCUUGAUUCCCAUCUAUUUCAAAAUAGGGGUUCCUUGACAUGGGAGUUGAGAUACAAGAUAGCUCUUGACUUGGCCUCUGCAUUACAGUAUUUGCGUUGUCCACAGGGAUAUCUCUUGACUUGGCCUCUGCAUUACAGUAUUUGCGUUGUCCACAGGGAUAUUAAAUCCAGCAAUGUAAUUCUAGAUUCCAAAUUCAAUGCUAAACUAGGGGAUUUUGGUCUGGCUAGGCUUGUGGAAAAUGAGGGAGAGCCACAAACAACUAAUAUAGCUGGGACCAUGGGAGGAAGGCUUGUGGAACAGGAAAAAGGGACACAAACAACCAAUGUAGCUGGUACCAUGGGAUACAUGGCACCUGAAUAUGUUCUUACUGGGAAGGCUAGCAAAGAAUCUGAUGUCUAUAGCUUUGGCAUUGUUCUCUUAGAAAUUGCUUGUGGAAGAAAGCCUGUUGAGAGGAUGGCUAACCCAAGUGAAGUAGGUUUGGUAGGAUGGGUUUGGGAGCUCUAUGGAAGUCGAAAGCAUCUCGAAGCAACUGACCCAUGUAUAUGUAUGGAUUCUGAUGUCAAGAAACAAGUAGAAUGCAUGAUUGUUGUUGGGCUAUGGUGUGCUCAACAAGACUACAAUCUCCGACCAUCUAUUGGGCAAGCUAUCAAUGUUCUUAAAUUUGAUGCUCCACUGCCCAUUCUCCCAUGUUGUAAGGUGCCUGUUUUCUCUCCAUUUCAAUAGGAGUUUAUAUUCUCGAUUACAUUUUCCCAUGGUUCUGCAGAAUGUGACACAAGUCAUACAUUUCAAUAGCAGUUUAUUUAGUUUUUUCUUUUUUUUAUUGGAUUUCUUUUCUACUGAUGGUAAUAUCGAAGGUGGAACAGAGGUUCAAGAUUACACUACAUUCUUUGUAUUAUACAUACUUUCUCGUAAUUAAUAAAAUUCACUUGCUGACUCUUAGCAAAAAACAACAAAAAAAAAAAAGUGACACAAGUCCUACACAACACCACUUCAGCUUCUUCCUCAUCUUCCCUCUUGAAUAAUUGUUCCCUUCUUUUUUUCUUCUUUUUUUGGCUUGCAGAAAUGUAAUAUAUUAAAAUCACAAAGGCAGUUCUCCCCCCACCCCCCUUCUUUUAAUGUAAUUUUUAAUUACAGAAACUUUUUUGUGUUGUUCUUUCAUUAAAUUUUGAAUUGUUUGAACAUGUCCUUAACUCCUUGUAUUCAAUUCCCUAGUGUUUUAAUAAUAGGAUAUUCCGUCCUUGCCAUGUGAUACUUCAUUGAUAUUCUACCUUUUCUUUUCUGAGUAAUGUAAUCAAAACUUUGCUAAUAAAGUUGAUUAUGGAUAAUAAAAAAAGAUAAAAUCGGCCGCUGCCGUCAUCCCAGGCGGGGUGGCGACCUAGCGUUUUGGAGGCUAUGAUUCCGAUCAACUCCGGCGGAUAACUCGGCCGAGUCUCCAAAUGCAUCUUCGGUUGCUUGUUGAGCAGAUUUGCCAUCUCUUCAUCUUUCCUCUUUUUCUUUCUUUCUGUGGUUUUGAAUUGGGUUGGUCUCGUUCCCUUACUUUUAGCUUGAAUUAACCCAUGUGUGUUCAAUCUUCUGUUUAAUGGAUCCUUCUUCAUCUCCCCCACUGUUAGGGAUGGGGAGGGGCUUCCCUUGGCAUCUGCUACUGCUGUGACAGUUAAUGGAGCAAGGGUCUUGAAGGCCUCGCUGCUCCCUGCCUCCGGUCUUGAGGCUUUCCCCCCGUUAUCAGUCCCUGCUACUGGUUCGCCUGGCCAGUCAUAUCUUAGCUGAUCUUGAUGGUGCGGUGGAAGGCUGUUCAGUCUAUCUCAAGGACCUCUCAGCUCCCCUGGUAGCUUCUGGGUCACAUGUUCCCCCUUCUCUGCUCUCUCAAGGCCGGCCUUUUUCAUUUAUUCUCUAGAUAUCCCUCGUCUAACGAGCCUCGUCUAACGAGGGUCUUGCUCUUCGCUUUAUUCAGCCAGAUUUGGAAGAAGGAAAACCUGUGGUGCAUUGUUCGUCGGAGGUGCUGGAAGCCGAGAUCGCCCUUUGGGUGUUGACCUGUGUUGGUCACUUUAUCAGUAGAAAGCCUGCCUUCUUGUUUGUCAAAUCUGUUGUUGCCCAUUUGUGGAAGUUGUCCGGCCAUGUGGAAGUUGUUCUUUUAGCCAAUGGGUUAUACAUAUUCCGUUUCAGCAAUGUGGUGGACAUGUCCUCUGUUCUUGGGUUCUUCAGCGCUCCCCUCUAGUCUGAAGAGCUUCGAAUCCAUCUAUGCCCAUGAAGAAAAUCGAAUUAACCUCCAUCCCGGUGUGGAUCCGUUUGCCGGAUUUGCCUUUCCAUUUCUGGUCUGUGGAAGCUUUAAGCGGUAUUGGUAGUGCCAUUAGCAAGCCCUUGUUUACUGAUCGUAGAACCAAAUCUAGACAGAGAGACUCAUUUGCUAGAAUUUGAGUGGAACUCUCGGCAGCAGCUGUGCCUCCUAACCAUAUCAAAAUCUGCCCUGAAAAUGGUGUUUGCUUUAACCAACAAGUUUUCUAUGAAUGGCGCCCCCUCUGCUGUGAUACUUGCAAGAUUUUCGGCCACUCAAAUAGGCAAUGCACUCUAAAAUCGAUGAACGCUGAUGUUAUCGCCAUUGUUCCUAAAGAAUGGUCGAAGAAAAUUCGUGUUGAAGGAGACAUCUUGGCUGCCACCAUAAAUGGUGGUGAGCGAGAGAUUGAAGCCACCGGAGAUGUAGGUGGCCAGAACUCCUUGGAGGCUGCUGCAGGCGAGGGAUGCCAGUGUGGCUAAGGUUUACGUUUGGGUUUGAAUUUGAAUUUGAAUUUCAAAAUUUGUCAUAAGACAAUGGAGACUUUGUCCUGGUACUUGUGCUGUCAACACUUUUGCUUUGACUUUACCACAAAAAAAAAAAAAAACAGUUUUGCUUUAUUGGGUGAAGAAAAUAUUGAUGAAUUAGUGAUAUAUGUCCUCUUUUGAUGGUGAUGUGAAUUAUGACAUUGAUAUCCACCCAUGUGCUUUGGAAGAAAAUGAGAUGGAUCCUGAUAAGGUUGCUUGUGAGGAAUUCAAAGCUAAUACAACUAUUGGAGUCAUUUCUUCUCCUUCUUUGGUCGAUGAUGUGGAAAAUUUAGUCAACACUCAUGAAAGUGAUUUGUUAGGUGUGAAGGAGAGGGAUAAAGAAGAUUUGUUAGGUGAGGAGGAUAAUACUACAAAAGAUAGUUCUAUUAAGUUGAAUUUUGUGGACAUUGUGCCUAUCUCGCCGGUUCGAUCCUCUUUCAAAAAGAUGAAGCAAAAGAAGAAGAAAGAAAAAGAAAAAAGAAGAAGAAGUAGAAGAAGUCUGUCUCUAGAGUGCAUGAGUGUAACUUAAAUUCCAACAUUGAUAAUUCAUCAGUUGCUUCUUCGGAGGA